GGAGGAGGAAGGGGGCAGCGCGGAGAGUGGCCGUCGGCUGCGGCGCAAAAGUGUGUCGCAUCCACCGAGAGACCCAGUAGCAAGGAGGGGCAUUGGCACAUUGGUCGCUGGAAGCACGGACAUCCCCGCAAUUUGAACACAUACGUUCGCUCGGGAAGCGACCAUGCAACAGCUACCACCUGGCACUAUUAGACUCCUUUCAAGCUCUCAGUCAAUAUCCUCUGUUGUUAAUGUCGUGAAGGAACUUGUGGAAAAUUCCUUGGAUGCAAAUGCCACGAGUAUUGAGAUCAAAUUGGAAAACAGUGGGUUUGACAGGAUUGAAGUGAGAGAUAAUGGUGAUGGGAUCAAAGCUGCUGAUACCCCUGUGAUGGGACUGAAGCAUUACACGUCUAAGAUCACUCAUCAUGAGGAUUUGGAAGCUUUGGAAACAUACGGAUUUCGUGGAGAAGCUUUGGCUUCUAUCUGUGCUGUGUCUGAGGUUAUUGUCACCACCAAGACCGGUGCCGAUGAAGUGAGUACUCAGUAUACCCUGGACAAUGCGGGACGUAUCAUUUCACAGAAGCCUUCUCACAUAGGACAAGGAACAACUGUACUUGUGAUCAAACUUUUUAAGAACAUACCUGUGAGAAAACAGUUUUACUCCACUACCAAAAGAUGCAAAGAUGAGCUGAAAAAAGUUUAUGACCUCCUAAUGGCAUAUGGCAUAAUAAAGCCAGAUGUUAGGAUUACGUUCACACACAAUAAGGCAGUUGUAUGGCAAAAAGCCAAGGUGUCGGGUCACAAAAUGGCCCUGUUAACAGUUCUGGGAACUGCUGUGAUGGUCAGCAUGGUACCUAUCCAGCAUCGUGAACAGGAACCUGAGAUGUUCCUCAGUGGUUUUCUUCCCAAGCCGGGUUCUAAUCCCGCUUCAAUGAGCCUCACCAACCCUGACAGAAGUUUUAUCUCUGUAAACUCCAGACCUGUCCAUCACAAGGAAAUCUUAAAGUUAGUCAGACAGUAUUACAGCGCCAAAUGCCUGAAGGAUUCAUCGCAUGCACGUUAUCCAAUUUUCUCCUUAAAUAUCUUGGUUCCAGCCUCUGAGGUAGAUGUCAAUUUAACACCUGAUAAAACUCAAAUAAUGUUUCGUAACAAGGAAACCAUCUUGUCUAUGAUUGAGAAGGUGUUGAUUUCAGUUUAUGGACAACUUCCUAAACCUGAGGACCCAUCCCCUGAAUGUUUAUCACAAACUGGGCUCGCUGGCAGUAACAAAACAAAGAACUAUGGCACCUUAACAACAACAGAAAGUUCUCUGGUUGCUGAUGCCGUGAAUACUUGCCUUGAAAACAUCACUUUUGCAAACAAUAUUUCAAAUGCCACAGUUGAUAAAAUGGUGAGUGUUGAUGGAAAUAUAGUUGAGACCACGUCCGGAGAGAAACCUCUGUCUUCUGAGAACAUGCAAUCAACUUUUGUGCCGGAAGUUGACGUGACAUUUGCAUUAGUUGACGACUACAUUCUUUCAAAGGGACAAUCAAAUGGCAAAAGUGAAAUUGCUAGUUAUUCAUCCUUAGUACCUGUGCCAUUAAAUGAACAGAUCUUGGCUGCAAAGGAUCCCAAUGAACUAACUGCUGAUGACUGGAGUAAGGGUGUGAUGAAAGAUUCUACUGAGCAGACAUUUGCACCCGUGAAGCUUUUAGUACCCCAAGACAAAGAUGAUCAAGAGCAGAUAACUUGUAAUGAAACAAACCAGCACAAUCCCACCGAUAAUAACCCAAGCAGCAGUCAGAGUACAAAUCCUUCUAAUGUGGUGCAGCAUAAAAUUGGGCAGAUCACAUUGUACGACUUGAUCAGCAAUCGCACUGUCAAAAAGUCUCUGUCAGCUUCUGCCCUAUUCACGCAAGAAACUCGACCCAAACUAUUAGCAGAGAAUCCAAGAGCUAAUCUGCAAGAUGUUAGCAUGAAACUUGAAGAGAUGUGGAAAAAUCUGAAUGAGGAUGAGAAAAAGAAGUACGAGGACAAAGCAGCUAAAGACCUAGACAGAUACAAUGUACAGCUGAAAAAAGCCAUGGAAGAAAAUCCACAAAGCAAAGAACAACAGCCAAAACUAGCCCAAGCUUUUAAGGUUGCUAAGAAGCACAAACAAAAUGCACCGCUUUCAAACCAACAAAUAUUGGAUAAACUUUUCCAGUCACAAAUCCAUAACAAAACCAGUACGGAACUUCCUUGCAAGACAAUAGAUGUUCCAUUUUCGUUGAGUGUUUUAAAAAAACAACUUGAGCAACUUUCCCAAACCCAUGAGACAGGUGGUGAAAGACUUCAUCUCAUUAAUUGCUUGACUUCCCACAAUGGAUGGGUUGUAGCCUGCAAGAAGAGAUUGAUGUUACUAAACCCUUUUCGCGUGGAGGAAGCUCUCCUGUUUCGAAGACUGAUGGAGAAUCAUAUUUUUCAAACAGAAAUCCUUGAGACACCAAUGCCUCUAACUAACAGUCAACUUGGAGGGCCCCAAUAUAUAGAUUGCCUCUAUAAUUUGCAAAAAGGAAACACUACAAUGAAUGGGAUAACUCACUUUACAGAUCCCAGACUUGUCUCUAAUGGGUUUAAGAUACAACUAAUCAAAGGUGGUUCAUCUGGAGAGCAUCAUUUGGAAAUUCGAGAAAUAGCUAGGUGUUUACCUUUCUAUGAUACAUCAGAUUUACGAGAGAUUCUGAACACAAUUUUAAAUAAAAAUGCUCAGCAUGUGCACCAAUGCAGACCUUUGAAGGUUAUAAAUUAUUUGGAGGGAGAAGCUGUUCGUCUGGCUCGAAAGUUACCUUCCCGCUUUUCAAGGGAAGACACAGAAGAUAUAUUGUUAAGGAUGCAGCAACAACUGGAAAAAGACUCUAACAGCUGUAUUCAUGGCCGUCCAUUUUUGCAUCAUUUAGCAAACAUUCCCGAAACAAAAUGACUGGACAUUAUGUACAGCGGGGCCAAAUAAUGCUCAUUGUUACAACUGAAAAUGUCCUAUGGAGGAGCAGCAAUAACAAUUGUUUAAUGCAAUCAAAAACCAUUUAAUAUGGACGCAAGUAGGGUACGGUAGUCUUCGUUCAUAGUUUUUGAUUUCAGUCAAUUGUGUGAAAUUUUGAAUAUUCUGUUUUCUAAAUAAAACUUACUUUAUUAAAAGGUAAAUUCCUUCAGAAAA
Leucoraja erinaceus (little skate) is the source of this 3154-nucleotide messenger RNA. RefSeq names its product PMS1 homolog 1, mismatch repair system component (gene pms1). The record is from RefSeq and is a predicted model, not a curated record. Bases 164 to 2920 code for a protein of 918 amino acids. Gene Ontology annotation, molecular function: ATP hydrolysis activity; ATP binding; ATP-dependent DNA damage sensor activity. NCBI's taxonomy places the organism in Eukaryota, Metazoa, Chordata, Chondrichthyes, Rajiformes, Rajidae. Gene Ontology annotation, biological process: mismatch repair. Gene Ontology annotation, cellular component: MutLalpha complex. The transcript is spliced from 13 exons.